This is a messenger RNA of Bactrocera tryoni, 1387 nucleotides long. RefSeq lists its product as uncharacterized. The record is from RefSeq and is a predicted model, not a curated record. The coding region runs from base 846 to 1109 and encodes 87 amino acids. NCBI's taxonomy places the organism in Eukaryota, Metazoa, Arthropoda, Insecta, Diptera, Tephritidae. The transcript is spliced from 2 exons.
GGAGCAACACUUUCUUACUACGUAAGAUGAGCAACAAAAUAAUUUUAAAUUAUUAAUUGAGAUUUUUAAGAGAUUCUCUAAACUGUUACAAAUUGUGUAAGAAUAAAAUUUUCAUUUAAUGCUCUUAAAAUAAAAGCAAAAAGCUCAAAAUAUUGGAGCUCAAAAACCGCUGCAAUAAACUGUUAAAACAACAUUGGUAAUCUACUGACGCCCAUAAAUAUUUCAAAAAAGAAAAAAUUAAAAAAAAUAAAAUUAAAAGCCAUCAAUAACUGAACUUAAAAAAUAAUUAAAGUAAACUUGAAAAAACCAAAGUGCAAUAAUUAUAUAACUCGUGUGUGUAAAGUGAAACCAGCCGUUGUCAACGAAAAUACAAGCGCAUCGAAUUCGCGAAUUAUUAAACGAAUUUCAAAGCUGUCACAUAUUAAAGCACUUAACUGAGGAGCUCCGCACCGAAACGAAGAGAAGGCUAUGCGACGUCGCUGCAAAAACGUACAAAAAUAAUCGAAAGAUUGCUGCUUCUUCACUACUUUGCAUAUUAAAAAUAACAAGCAAACAAACACACACAUAAAUAAAUUUAUUGGAUAUGUGAGUUGUGUGCUCUACAGUUGCAAUUGCAUAUACGCGCACGUUUGUACAUAUGUAUGCCAUAUGCAUGCGAGGCAAACAAACACGCAGGCAAGAAAUUACCAAAUCGCCAGGCCAACACCGUUAACACGGACAAUUUUUGUGCAUGCGCGCAGCCAUAAACCAAUAAUUGCCGAAACCUCGAAGAGCGCAAUCCGCACAGUUCACCGCUUUUUGGCCCAGCGUGAGCCGCAAUCAAUUGUCACUUUGGUAAAGCACCCAUGAUGGUGAUGAUGGCGUUUGGCCGUGCUUUUAAUUGCGUCAUGGAAGGUUUGCAAAUUCUUCUGGGUCAUUUAUUUGAUAUUUUCAAGAUUUACCUCAAAUUCGGCCUUAUGACUUUGGUGUUUUACUUUGUGGCCGAAUGGUAUAUACUGCAUUAUACCGAUUUCGAUACGUUCAUGGAACCGCAGCCCCUGCUGAAACCGGUCAGUAAUAGUACUGCGAGUAAAGUAUAUCGCUUUGUGUUGGAUUUUUUCCUAGGCUAGACAUAGUUAGAUGUUGAUUUAGUUUAGUUAUAUCAAAUUAGUAUUAUCUUAAUUCAUAUUUAAUUUGUCAUUUUAAUGAUAUAGUUUAACAAUUUUUUAUGUCGAAAAUAAAAUCAAGAUGGCAAAUUAUAUACAUUUAACUACUGCGGAAGACUUAGACUUUUUAAUAUUCAUGACAAACUAAAGUCAAGGCUUCUGAUUACGUCGAUUUGGUUUCAAAUAAAAAAUGGUAAUGACUUCGCUUAAGUAUUAUAUAAUAUUAGAUGAUGAUAAAAAUG